AUGCACGAGAGUCUUGGUCGGUUCGGGGAGAGUUUUGCUAGCUUUUUGUACGGGUUGAACAUGAAUGCCUUUGUUGUUGAUUUUCCAGAGGCUCCAAUCACAGAGUCAAUUAAGCGUUGGCAAAAGCGUCAGCAGGGAGGUCAGGGAAUUCCGGAUGAUCAGUCAACAACGGCGCAAAACAACACCACUGGUGAUACCCGGCUCGGCGACGGGGCUGGAGACGCUACUUUCAUGACUGCAGCAGAUGCAAGUUUCGCAAGCUUGAAGGCAACUCCGCGUCGCAAAAGCAUGGCCCCGUCAAUAACACCUGGCACUUCCUCGACUGUCAAACAGACCCAUCAACCUGGCGGUCGAGGAGGUGCUGCUGCGGGAACGCGAGGAGGUAGAGGCACUGUUGGUAGCCGGGGUUCGAGAGGCAGUAGUUUACCACGCGGUCGAGCGAGGGGGAGCAAGUAG
This is a messenger RNA of Fonsecaea pedrosoi CBS 271.37, 456 nucleotides long. RefSeq lists its product as uncharacterized. The transcript is spliced from 2 exons. Lineage: Eukaryota; Fungi; Ascomycota; Eurotiomycetes; Chaetothyriales; Herpotrichiellaceae. The record is from RefSeq and is a predicted model, not a curated record. Gene Ontology annotation, biological process: mitotic sister chromatid biorientation. Gene Ontology annotation, cellular component: mitotic spindle pole body; mitotic spindle polar microtubule; mitotic spindle. Bases 1 to 456 code for a protein of 151 amino acids.